Messenger RNA from Nomascus leucogenys (northern white-cheeked gibbon), 834 nucleotides. RefSeq names its product methyltransferase-like protein 7A. The record is from RefSeq and is a predicted model, not a curated record. NCBI's taxonomy places the organism in Eukaryota, Metazoa, Chordata, Mammalia, Primates, Hylobatidae. Gene Ontology annotation, molecular function: S-adenosylmethionine-dependent methyltransferase activity.
AUGGACCUAGCGGCGGGCGAGGAAGAGCGCGCACUCGCUGACCUCGGGGACACUCCGCGCCUUUUAUCCGCCGGCGCGGGCGGCUGGGCUUCCACAGGCGUAUGCACGCGCAUGUCUGAGCCUGCUUACACAGAUGGGGGUCUUCCCCACCUGGAUAAAUCUCCAGCCCUAUUCAGCCUAAACCUCGGACUCCUCUCCUCGAGCUCUAGCCUGAAGAGCAUUAGUGGAGAAAGCCACAUCCUCGGGGUCGGGUGUGACCACCAAUGCAGUCCCCAGCUGAGCGGCAUCCCCUUUGCCACUGGGCACUUCUCUCUGCCUUUGGUCAGCAGUGUCUCCUGGGCCUCCCCAUUGCUGGCCAUUGACAUCCUAGCAUUUCCCAUGUACCUGCUGAACUUUAUGGGCUUGUAGAACUGGAUGUGCAAAAGGUUCCCCUACUUCUUGGUGAGGUUCACUGUGAUGUACAAAGAACAGAUGGCAAGCAAGAAGCGGGAGCUCUUCGGCAACCUGCAGGAGUUUGUGGGCCCCUCCAAGAAGCUCUCCCUGCUGGAGGUGGCCUGUGGCACCGGGGCCAACUUCAAGUACUACCCACCUGGGUGCAGGGUGACCUGUAUUGACCCCAACCCCAACUUUGAGAAGUUUUUGAUCAAGAGCAUUGCAGAGAACCGACACCUGCAGUUUGAGCGCUUUGUGGUAGCUGCCAGGGAGAACAUGCACCAGGUGCCCGAUGGCUCUGUGGACAUGCUGGUCUACACCCUGGUGCUGUGCUCUGUGAAGAACCAGGAGCAGAGUCUCCAUGAGGUGUGCAGAGUGCUGAGACCGAGUCCGGUUUUCUAA